AUGUCUCUGACACUGACUAGUAGGGAUGAUGCAAGAGUUCACCUGGUCGAGUCCGACUGGGGACCGGAAAAGAUCUGUGCAGAGGGUAUGGACAAGCAACCCAAGUCCAUACCCACGGCACUACGCAGCUUUCCAGAACGACUUACAGAUAUCCCUCAUAACCUCUGGCUUCUCACCAAAGAUGACAACCCGACAUUCGUCAUCCCAAACACCGUCUUCGGCAUCUGCGGUGCCCUUGCAGGGUCACGUCUCAUCAUCCACGACUAUACCUCGACCACGGUCCUCACACGACUUCCAUGGGUAUUUCUCUUCAAUUGGUCGAACCUCCUCAUCUUCGAUCUAGCGAAUCAACGUCUGCCAGAAUCAGCAAAAGAAGAUGCCCUCAACAAGCCCUGGCGGCCUGUACCUAGCGGCCGUAUGACCUCUUCACAGAUUAGACAGUCGAUGCUCCUCGCUCUCCCUCUCGUCCUCGCAUUCAAUCAUUAUGUCCUUACUGUGUCGUCCGAAACCGCGCUCAUCUACAUCUUGACCUGGAUGUACAAUGAUCUUCGAGGUGGAGACGAAGGCUGGAUCUUUCGGAAUAUCAUUAUCUCUUUCGCGUUUGCAUGUUUCAACAUGGGUUCUCUGAGAGUUGCCGCGACGGGAACUACACACUCGACCUCGACCGAGAUCACAAGCGAAGGGUAUACAUGGGUCAUUAUCAUCAGCGGAGUCAUCCUUACCACAAUGCAUGUCCAAGACCUCAAAGACCAGGCCGGUGACCGAGCACGCGGACGGAAAACGGCACCGCUCGUUCUAGGAGAUUUGCCCGCCCGCUGGACUAUCGCGGCCCCCAUUCCGUUCUGGACGGCUUACUGUGCGUACUUCUGGCAUUUGGGUUGGCUGGCGGCCGCGCCCAUGAUGCUAGGAACAUAUACGGCCUGGCGGUGCGUGGCCAUGAAGGGGAAGAAGACGGAUCGACGGACUUGGCAGCUGUGGUGCCUGUGGACGGCGAUGCUGUACAUGAUGCCGUUGGUGCGGUAG
Endocarpon pusillum Z07020 is the source of this 1023-nucleotide messenger RNA. RefSeq lists its product as uncharacterized. Gene Ontology annotation, cellular component: membrane. The coding region runs from base 1 to 1023 and encodes 340 amino acids. NCBI's taxonomy places the organism in Eukaryota, Fungi, Ascomycota, Eurotiomycetes, Verrucariales, Verrucariaceae. The record is from RefSeq and is a predicted model, not a curated record. Gene Ontology annotation, molecular function: transferase activity, transferring alkyl or aryl (other than methyl) groups. The transcript has a single exon.